AUGGAGAUCCUCCUCACCGGAAAGUUCCCCUAUUGGGCUGGAACUGGAAGGCGCCUUAAGGCAACUUACAACAGUAGAAGUCAGAACAAUCAGACUCACCUACAUCCGCAGCUAGGAAUCGCGCAACUGAGAAAGAAGCAUGACCGGUUGAGCUCGAAGAACAAGAAACGGAAGCACGCUUUGGAACAAUCACAAAAGGGGGAUUCCCGGGGUAUUUCUAAGGACGGACCGCAUACCAACCAUUCCUUUUUGGAAUGGAAAGAAGAAAGGAUGGUCGUAGAUCACUGA
This is a messenger RNA of Prunus armeniaca (apricot), 288 nucleotides long. The record is from the annotation of a GenBank genome assembly. Lineage: Eukaryota; Viridiplantae; Streptophyta; Magnoliopsida; Rosales; Rosaceae.